Molecule: messenger RNA, 1092 nt
Organism: Myotis brandtii (Brandt's bat)
Lineage: Eukaryota; Metazoa; Chordata; Mammalia; Chiroptera; Vespertilionidae
Product: zinc finger and SCAN domain-containing protein 4
Exons: 1
Coding region: 1-1092 (363 amino acids)
Biological process (GO): regulation of transcription by RNA polymerase II
Molecular function (GO): RNA polymerase II cis-regulatory region sequence-specific DNA binding; DNA-binding transcription factor activity, RNA polymerase II-specific
Source: RefSeq, a predicted model, not a curated record
AUGGCAUCUCAAGACAAACCAGCCAGGAACGGUCCCUGGGCAGGAAACUUCAAGCUUAGAAUUCACGGAGGACCCAUCAACCAGGAGGGAGAGGAGGUGGAGAAGUUCGGCUUCCCCAGCCCUGGAUUCAUCUCAUUGAACAAGGUCAGCCGCGGGCUUGGGAAGGCGGAGCUGCAGGGCAUCUAUUGGUCUUUCUGCUCGUGGCUGCAGCCAGACAGGCACAGUAAGCUAGAGAUGAUUUUCCAACUGUCAGUGGAGCAGUUCCUGCUCAACAGGCCCAGCAGCGAGAGGGCUGCGUGGCGGGAGAAGUGGGAGUCGAGUGGCAGAGACCUGGAGGCAUUCAUGGAGCACCUGGGGGAUGAGGACCUGAGGCCCCCCAGAAUGAUACAUCUCAGCAUGGGGGGGCAGGACGCCCUGUUCUCGGAGAACAUGCCCAUAGGACAGGUCCUGGCCCACCUCCAGGAGCAGUGCUCAGCAGCAGCGGCCAAGGCGCUCACCCCGGGGACACCCUCCCCGCCUCCCCCAGAGACACCCCCACCAGCAGCACCAGGAGAUGCAGAUGAAGAUGGCGACAACCUUUCCAGUCCAGACCACCAACCCCUGGAGGAAGAGAGCCCUCAGGGCCCCGCAGAGAGCGAGGUGUCCGGGGAGAGUCCACGCAGCUCCGGUUCAGCAAGUCCGAGCGCCCCCACUGCCCAGGAAGAGCCUCCCCGAGAGGAGGCGCCCCGGGAGGCGGGGGGCGCCCAGAAGCUGUACCGGUGCGACCAGUGUCCCCGGGUCUUUGAGUACCUCUGUCGGUUCCAGCUGCACCAGAGGAGGCACAACAACGAGCGGCCCUUCCUUUGUGCCACGUGCGGCAAAGGCUUUUUCCAGGCCUCUGACCUGCGCGUGCACGAGCUGAUCCACGCGAAGGAGAAGCCCUUCCGCUGCGGCCGCUGCGACCGCGCUUUCAGCCACCGGACCAACCUGCAGGCGCAUGAGCGCAUCCACACGGGCGUCAAGCCCUACACGUGCGCUCAGUGCGGGAGGACCUACCGUCAGUCCUCCACCUACCACCGCCACCUGCGGAUGCACCAGGGGCAGGCCAACUAA